AUGGAGUGGCUUCUUCAAUUCCUUUAUCUCCUCUUUAUAACUUCUCUUCUGAUCUGUAGUACAGCAAUUUCAGAUCAAAUUCCCAAGCCUUAUGUUGUUUAUAUGGGAAAUUCUUCACCCAACAACAUUGGGAUAGAUGGUCAAUUAUCAGAAUCAACUAACCUGCAGCUAUUAUCAUCAAUCAUUCCAAGAAGAGAAAGUGAGAGGAUAACUCUAAUCCACCAUUUCAGUCAUGCCUUUAGUGGGUUCUCAGCCAUGCUUACAGAGAGUGAAGCUUCUGCUCUGUCUGGACACGAUGGUGUGGUGUCAGUGUUCCCAGAUCCAAUUCUUCAUUUGCACACAACAAGAUCUUGGGAUUUCUUAGAAUCAGAUUUGGGAAUGAAGCCUCGUGGCACUCCUACACACCUACACUUGUCAAGUGAUAUCAUUAUUGGUGUUAUUGACACUGGGAUAUGGCCAGAGUCUCCAAGUUUUAGAGAUGACGGCAUAGGGAAGAUUCCUUCAAGAUGGAAAGGAGUUUGCAUGGAGGGUCAUGAUUUCAAGAAAUCCAACUGCAAUAGAAAACUGAUAGGUGCAAGAUACUACAAUAUCCAAGGUACAUCAAGUGGCAACCUGACUGAUACUGGAGAAAGCAAAGGUUCCCCAAGAGAUUCUGUUGGACAUGGGACUCACACUGCAUCAAUAGCAGCUGGUGCCUAUGUCAACAAUGCUAGUUAUUAUGGUUUAGCAGAAGGAACAGCAAGAGGUGGCUCACCUUCUACUAGGAUUGCUGCCUAUAAAACAUGCUCAGAAGAAGGUUGCUCUGGUGCCACCAUACUAAAGGCUAUUGAUGAUGCUAUUAAGGAUGGAGUAGAUAUAAUCUCAAUCUCUAUUGGACUUAGCUCACUAUUCCAAUCAGACAUUUUGAAUGAUCCCAUAGCCAUUGGAGCAUUUCAUGCAGAACAAAACGGGGUCAUGGUGGCGUGUUCAGCCGGGAAUGAUGGUCCUGAUCCUUACACAGUUGAGAACACAGCUCCAUGGAUAUUUACAGUUGGAGCUUCUAAUAUUGAUAGGAAUUUCCAAUCAACUUUAGUCCUUGGAAAUGGGAAAACUUUCCUAGGUACAGGCAUUAACUUCUCAAACCUUACUCGUUCAAAGAUGUAUCAUAUUGUCUUUGGAGAGGAAGUAGCUGCCCAAUUUGCCCCUGCAUCCGAAGCUAGGAACUGUAUUCCUGGAUCACUAGAUUACAACAAAACUGCAGGCAACAUUGUUGUUUGUGUUAAUGAUGAUCCAACUAUUUCAAGGAGAAUCAAGAAGCUAGUUGUACAAGAUGCAAGAGCCAUGGGGAUGAUACUCAUUGAUGAGGACAACAAAGAUGUUUCCUUUGAUGCAGGUGUAUUUCCCUUCACACAGGUUGGCAAUCUUGAAGGGAAUCAGAUCCUUGAGUACAUAAACUCGACCAAGAACCCAACUGCAACAAUUCUUCCUACAACCGAAGUUACUAAAUAUAAGCCUUCGCCAAUUGUUGCAUCUUUCUCAUCCAGAGGUCCUUCAGGCCUUACAGAAAACAUUCUCAAGCCGGAUGUCAUGGCUCCAGGUAUUGGCAUUUUAGCUGCCAUGAUUCCCCAAAGUGAUGAACCAGGAAGUGUUCCAAUUGGGAAAAAGCCAUCCUUGUUUGCCAUAAAAUCUGGUACAUCUAUGGCUUGCCCACAUGUGACAGGUGCUGCAGCAUUCAUUAAAUCAGUAUAUGGAAAAUGGAGUCCUUCAAUGAUCAAAUCAGCAUUAAUGACAACAGCUACAACCUACAAUAACAUGAGGAAGCCUUUGACCAACAGCUCAAACUACUUUUCCAACCCACAUGAAAUAGGAUUUGGGGAAAUUAAUCCACUUAGAGCUCUUAACCCUGGUUUAGUUUUUGAAACAGAUCUGGAAGACUAUCUCAGAUUCCUUUGUUUUUCUGGCUCUUCAAAGAAAAACAUAAGGUCAAUGUUUAAGACCAACUUCAGUUGCCCAAGGAACUCUUCUGAUGAUCUUAUCUCCAACAUCAAUUACCCAUCAAUCUCUAUAAAAGCACUUAAUAGGAAAGGAAAAGGAAAAGUAAUCACAAGAACAGUUACCAACGUAGGAUCCUUUAAUGCCACAUAUGCUGCCAAGGUGCAUGCACCAGAGGGAUUGGUUGUCAAGGUCAUCCCAAAUAAACUCGUGUUUUCUGAGGGUGUUCAAAGAAUGUCCUAUAAAGUCUCAUUUUAUGGCAAGGAGGCCCGUGGUGGAUACAAUUUUGGGUCUCUAAGUUGGUUUGAUGGUCGACAUUAUGUCCAUACAGUAUUUGCAGUCAAAGUUGAAUAGAUUUGCAUAC
Molecule: messenger RNA, 2335 nt
Organism: Gastrolobium bilobum
Lineage: Eukaryota; Viridiplantae; Streptophyta; Magnoliopsida; Fabales; Fabaceae
Product: CO(2)-response secreted protease-like
Exons: 11
Coding region: 1-2325 (774 amino acids)
Biological process (GO): proteolysis
Molecular function (GO): serine-type endopeptidase activity
Source: RefSeq, a predicted model, not a curated record